Molecule: messenger RNA, 438 nt
Organism: Staurois parvus
Lineage: Eukaryota; Metazoa; Chordata; Amphibia; Anura; Ranidae
Source: the annotation of a GenBank genome assembly
GGCUCGACAGCGGGCACUGCGUCAUCUGGCAAGGCAGUGGGCUCCGAGUCAACUGGCAUGACUGCGGGCACUGGGUCAGACAUUGGAUCGUCUGGCUGGACAGCGGGCAUCGGGUCACCAGGCAUCAGGUCAUUUGGCUCGACAACGGGCACUGCGUCAUCUGGCAAGGCAGUGGGCACCAAGUCACCAGGCACGACAGUGGGCUCUGAGUCAAUUGGCACGACAGCGGGCACCGGGUCAUUAGGUACCGGAUUGUCUGGCUCGACAGCGGGCAUCGGGUCACCAGGCAUCAGGUCAUUUGGCUCGCCAGCGGGCACCGCGUCAUCUGGCAAGGCAGUGGGCACCAAGUCACCAGGCACGACAGCGGGCUCUGAGUCAAUUGGCACGACAGCGGGCACCGGAUCGUCUGGAUCAACAGCGGGCAUCGAGUCAACUGGC